This is a messenger RNA of Lactuca saligna, 2451 nucleotides long. The record is from the annotation of a GenBank genome assembly. Lineage: Eukaryota; Viridiplantae; Streptophyta; Magnoliopsida; Asterales; Asteraceae.
AUGGCACUGGUCGUGGUCAAGUGGUGUCAUGAUAUUGGGCGUGAGCAGGCUGCAAAUAAACCUCUUCUGAAAACUGUUUUCCAGGUUAUGUUGAGGUUGUUUAGUCCACGUAAAACAACUUUAAUGUUUGUUAUUCGCGAUAAAACAAGGACACCUCUUGAAAACCUAGAGCCUGUCUUGAGGGAAGAUAUCCAGAAGAUAUGGGAUUCUGUUCCUAAGCCAGAAGCCCACAAACACACCCCACUGAGUGAAUUUUUCAAUGUUCAAGUUGUUGCACUGUCUAGUUAUGAAGAGAAGGAAGAACAAUUUAAAGAGCAGGUGGCUGAUUUGAGGCAAAAGUUUUUCCAUUCCAUUGCCCCUGGUGGUUUAGCAGGUGAUAGGCGAGGGGUAGUUCCUGCUUCAGGUUUUUCCUUCAGUGCACAACAAAUUUGGAAAGUCAUCAAGGAGAACAAAGACCUUGAUCUUCCAGCUCACAAGGUGAUGGUGGCAACUGUACGAUGUGAAGAAAUUGCUAAUGAGAAAUAUGCUUCGUUUGUUACAAACGAGAAUUGGCUUGAAUUAGAAGAGGCUGUACAAUCUAGUUAUGUGUCAGGCUUCGGAAAGAAGCUUAGUUCAUUACUUAACAAAUCUUUAUCCAGUUAUGAUGAAGAGGCAACUUACUUUGAAGAUAGUGUUAGAUCUGCAAAGAGAAAGCAAUUGGAAGAGAAAUUGUUGCAACUUGUUCAACCAGCCUACCAAUUAAUGUUGGAACAUAUAAGAUCCGGGACAUUGGAAAACUUCAAAAAAGCUCUUAUUGAUGCAUUGAAUGGUGGACAAGGGUUUGCAGUUGCUGUACGUGACAACACUGCAAAAUUCUCAAGACUAUUUGAAGAACAAUGUGAAGAUGCAAUUAUCAAACAAGCGAAGUGGGAUUCGUCUAAAAUAAGAGAUAAAUUUUCACGUGAUUUAGAUUCACAUAUUCUUGAAGUUAGAACAGCUAAACUAUCUGAACUUAAUGCACUAUAUGAGACGAAAUUGAAAGAGGGAUUAUAUGGUCCAGUUGAAGCUCUUCUAGAAGGUGGUAGUGAUGAUACAUGGGCUGCAAUAAGGAAACUUCUUCAUCAAGUAACUGAAAAAGCUGUUUCCGAAUUCUCUUUUGCACUUUCUGGUUUUGAAAUGGAUGAAGAAGAAAAAGAGGAUAUGAUUUUGAAAUUGAAAAAUUACGCAAGAGGGGUAGUUGAAGGGAAGACAAAAGAAGAAUCUGCUAAAGUUUUGUAUCGUAUGAAAGAAAGAUUUACAUCGAUUUUCAACCAUGAUAAUGAUUCAAUGCCACGAGUCUGGACUGGAAAGGAAGAUAUUCGAGCAAUAACUAAAAUGGCUCGCUCUUCUUCUUUAAAGUUGCUCUCUGUGUUGGCUGCAAUUCGUUUGGAUGAAGAAAAUGAUACAAUUGGGGACACUUUAGUCCUUGCAUUAGUGGAUCCUAAAAAAGCCACUAAUAAUAAGACUACCCUUUCAGACCCAUUGGCCUCAAGCACAUGGGAAGAGGUUCCAGCUACAAAAACACUCAUAACUCCUGUUCAAUGCAAAUCCUUGUGGAGCCAAUUUCAAAAAGAAACCGAAUAUACAAUCACUCAAGCUAUAGCUUCCCAGGAAGCUAAUAAACGCAAUAACAACUGGUUACCACCUCCAUGGGCUAUCGCUGCCAUGGUGGUGCUUGGAUUCAACGAGUUCAUGACUCUUUUGAGGAAUCCUUUAUGGCUGCUUGUUAUAUUCGUAAGCUACCUUCUUGCAAAAGCUUUAUGGGUCCAACUAGACAUAUCUGGUGAAUUCCGAAACGGCGCUCUUCCAGGGAUUUUGUCACUAUCAACAAAAUUCAUUCCAACAGUGACGAAUCUUCUUAGAAAAUUAGCAGAACAAGGGGAAAGGCCUGUGAACCCAACACCACAAAGUAUUCAAGGGAGUACAAGUGGUUUUUCAUCAACUGCUUCAUCUGAGGUGACUAAUGAAAUUGAAAUGGAGUACAGUAGCCCUACAUCAAGAUCACACAACAAAGAUUUAUGAAUAACAUCGUUUUCUCACCCAAACCCAAUAACCCGCUCUCUGUAUCUAUGAAAAACUUGUUUAUUUUGGCGGAUAAAAAAACGUGUCAUGGGCUUUUUUUUCAAAAGAUACGACAUGUGAGAAGGUAAUAGAGUUUUAAUAGGAUAUGCGUAUAUUUUUGUAUUUGCGUGUUCUUUUUGUCAUCAUAGAUUUGGCCGAUUUUGGUUGUAUCAAGGGGGGGAAAAACUUGUGAUUUUGGAUUUGUAAGUGACUUGUAUACGUUGGGUAUAAUGUGGCUGUGUUCUUCUAGUUUGUGUUGGAUUUGGUCGUUUAAUAUAUGGUUUGGAAUCGUUUAUUUUUAUUUAUUUAUUUAUUUUUUAAAUUGCUUUGUUAGUUUUUUCAAACUUGAACAACUUGGUGUUUUUUGUUGGU